CAGAACGAGUUCUAUAUCCGGAAUUUAUACAAGAAUAUCCUUACUCCACAACAUGAAAAUUACUCAUUUCAAGCUCGACCGCUUACCCCUGAUGAUUUUCAUUUAAGCAAAAUUACGAUUUCUGUCAGCAACACCCUUGAUGACGAAGACCAAGAUCAAGAUGACGUCCAAGCGACAUCUAGCAACUCUUCCAGAACUAAGCAGACAAGAAGAAGAUUGGAUAGUUCUGUCAAAGAGUUCUUGGAAAGUGUAUUCAUCAACCAUCCAUCGCCUAACCGGAAAGAACGUGAGUUAAUCGCAAAGAAAUGUGGAGUAAGUCCCUUGCAAAUCAGAGUCUGGUUUACUAAUAAACGAAUGCGACGGAAACAAACAAACUACAACAAUAAUAACAGUAAUGAUAAUGACGAGAUAAUAUAA
Molecule: messenger RNA, 417 nt
Organism: Spathaspora passalidarum NRRL Y-27907
Lineage: Eukaryota; Fungi; Ascomycota; Pichiomycetes; Serinales; Debaryomycetaceae
Gene: MTLA1
Product: Mtla1p
Exons: 1
Biological process (GO): regulation of DNA-templated transcription
Molecular function (GO): DNA binding; DNA-binding transcription factor activity, RNA polymerase II-specific
Source: RefSeq, a predicted model, not a curated record